UCACCACACAAAGCCUCGAUGAAGUCCACACUCAAGAUGAUAUCCAAAUGCUUUAUACAUCGUAGCGGAAGCAAUGGUUCUUCUCCAGAGGCGGCGAAAUUCAUGCUUUUGACCGACUCUAUUUCAAGUGUUGCCCCCCAUACCGACAUUUUCGAGACAGACUUGUUCCAUAGCGAUUUCGAUAUAUGGUUUGCGAAGUCUGUGUUCCAGUAUUACUUUCUAGAGGCUAUCUGGAAAGAGCAUCUAGGAUAUGCUGUAGUUAACCCAAAGGCUGUACUGGAGCAAAUCGAAGCCACCUACUGGAAGGAACCUUCCCAGAUUGCGCAGGGCCAGAGAAAUUCCCAUUAUUCUAACGUUGAGCUAUUCAACAGAAUUAAAGCGGCCCGCACCACCGAUGACGACACGACACUGCAGACUUUUCUUGAGCAAGUGUCAAUGAAAGUUUCAUUGGGUUGCAAAAGGCUGCUCAAGGAGAAUACUGCGGAGCUGGAAGCAGCGGUCAGAUAAGGGUUCCAAUGCGAUUGGAGGCACAGCAAAAUCCGGAAAUACAGGAAGGAGCGAGCACUCCCGUUUAUUGAGUGGGCGCGCGCCGGGGUGGGAUGAUGCACGCACCUACCAUGCUCAUGCCUUUUUGCCAACACACUGCAUGCAUUGCGCGAAAUGGCCAGCAUUUCUUGCAUGUAUCGAAAUCAUUAGAAUUGUUCAUAGAAAGUACACCAGUUGUCAAAUAACGAAAAGCAUGACAGCAACUGUGAGAGCCGUGUAUCUCCACUUGUCUUCCAGCGCAUAUUGCCCUUUCUUGUAUGUAGCUUCGGUGUUCUGGAGCCUUGAAGGAGUUGCUGGGUGCAGCGUGAUAAAGUUGAAUUUCUCCUCACUUGGCCUCAACCAACAGUAUAAGCGCGCGAUUCU
Molecule: messenger RNA, 909 nt
Organism: Periconia digitata
Lineage: Eukaryota; Fungi; Ascomycota; Dothideomycetes; Pleosporales; Periconiaceae
Source: the annotation of a GenBank genome assembly